AUGACCCAUGUCUACGACCACAACUCUAAAGAUGACAUCGAGUUCGAACUUUUCAAGCGUCGUACACGUUCAAAUUCACGAGUUCCACCACGCAUCCUGGACCUCGACGCUCUGACAGUGCAAGAUUCAGAGCAGAUAGACCCAGGUAGAUUCAGGACGUCGGAUCUUGUGCACACAUUGCUGUACUACUCAAAAGGUAUUGAGGGAGUUGCAGCAUUGCAGAACAUCUCGGAGGAAGACUCAGUGUCGUUCUCUCACUUUCGCGCCAACACGGACAACGAUUACGGUGUGACUUGGGAGAUCAGUCGCAAGGGGAAAAGGGGCGCGAUCAAUAUCAUCGACACGACUAGUCCAGACACCGACCUCUCAGAACUAGACCCUACAAUGUUCGUGGCUUUCGGAGUCACAUCCAACGGCGUUUGGAAAACGCUCGAGUGUGGUGGUGUGUGGUCGAGCGCUACGGCACGAGAUCCUCGAAUGAUGAGGACGGUGUCCCUGCUCGUGCGGAGGUAUGUUCUUGAGGAGAUUGCACUGAUUCUGCUCGGUCGGAGACGUCUUCUGGAGCCCUCCCAGACAGAUCAAGCCAGUAUGUAG
Lithohypha guttulata is the source of this 594-nucleotide messenger RNA. RefSeq lists its product as uncharacterized. Lineage: Eukaryota; Fungi; Ascomycota; Eurotiomycetes; Chaetothyriales; Trichomeriaceae. The transcript has 2 exons. The record is from RefSeq and is a predicted model, not a curated record. Bases 1 to 594 code for a protein of 197 amino acids.